AUGUUCAAGCCGCCGAUUCCCAUUUUCGUUAUAUUGCUGAUCGUCGGCAAACAAGCGAUCGCAUUCAACAAUUCGUCUGAUAUUGGGCUGCCGUUUGUCGACGACGUCGUGCACAUUCUUCAAAAACUGGGCAAUUAUAAUAGGAAUGCGUAUCCGAAUAUCAAUUCAGAUGAUCCGACGGUCGUCGCGAUUCAGAUGUACAUCGAGGGGUUGUCGUCGUUUCACGCGCAAUCCAUGGACUUCCAAGUCGACAUUUAUUUCCAGCAGAAAUGGGUUGAUCAGCGUCUCCGGCAUAAUAAUACGAAAAGAAUUCUCGUGAAAGAUAAGAAGCUGUUCGGACUCCUUUGGCAUCCGGAUAUUUAUUUUGCGAACGCGCGAACUGCCAAUUUUCAUGGUGUCACUCAGCCGAACUUCCUUGUUUGGAUUUAUCCAAAUGGCACCGUCUGGUAUGAUUGCAGAAUCUCGCUGACCGUAUUGUGUAUGCAAGAUUUGGCAAAUUACCCGCUCGACUCGCAAACAUGCGGCCUUCGCAUUCUUAGCUAUGCGUACGACAGCGAGCAAUUGGUUAUUACCUGGAAUGGAGCGACACCAGUGGAAGUCAACAAACAGAUCCGAAUGCCCGACAUGCAUCUGAAGCACAUCAAAUUCUACACGAGAAGCGAAGAAUAUGCCACCGGAAUUUGGUCGUGCGCGGUCGCUGAGUUCCACGUCAACCGCGAGAUCACCCAUCACAUCAUUCAAUCAUACAUUCCGACAUCACUCAUCGUCAUUAUCAGCUGGUUCAGCUUCUGGCUCGACGUCGAAGCGGUUCCAGGCCGAGUUUCCCUGUCAAUCACAACGCUGCUAACACUCGCCACACAAAGUAGUGCUGCGAGAAUGGCGCUCCCUCAGGCUUCCGAUGUGAAGGCGAUUGACGUUUGGAUGGGUACAUGUAUGGCGUUUGUAUUCUCCGCGAUGAUUGAAUUCACAGUGGUCAACAAUGCGACGAGACGGAAAGUACGAAUGAAGCCUAAACCUAAAGGGUUAUCGGAGCAAGUCCAUGAUCUAGUCAUGCAAUAUAAGGAGAAGAAAAAUGAUUUAUUUUCCAAUGGGAAUAGCAGCUACGAGUUAUCCAUAGAAACCGGCGAAAAUGCGGCAUCACAAGCGAAUUUCGAGAAGAAGGAGCUCCGGGAGCUCAAUCAAGCUCCACUCUUCGUUCGUCGUAGCAUUCUUCCAUCAUCAAAACGAAAAAUAAUCGAGGAGCGAAUCAAUCGAGUCGAGGAGAAUCGCAAACGAGCGCAACUCAUCGAUCGCUACAGUCGGGUGUGGUUCCCGAUCGCGUUCCUCAUAUUCAAUAUCGCGUAUUGGACAUAUUAUUUGAGAUAUGCGGUAGUUAAAAAGCCAGUUGUUCUGUUAUAA
Messenger RNA from Caenorhabditis bovis, 1398 nucleotides. The record is from the annotation of a GenBank genome assembly. Lineage: Eukaryota; Metazoa; Nematoda; Chromadorea; Rhabditida; Rhabditidae.